UCGCGAAAGCUAUAAACUAAUUGUUCCGACUGCCGGAGCGCCUCACAAGCAACCGAACAGUCGAGCAGUUCGGAGCACGCCACAGCGCCACUACGAUCAGAUCAGAGCUUCAGCAGCAGCAGCAGCAACAGUAGCUGAUCGGCACUGAGAACCGCGCGGCUUAGGCUGAGUCGCGUUCUGACCGGGGAUCCAGCGCUACCAGAAGCUCAUCUUCGUCUCGGGCUACCAAUAGGCUGUAAGGCUGCAGCAGACGCUUCUUCGCCCCGUGGCCAGUGCUACUAGUUCCGGCGACUGGUUCGCUGCCCUCGCUAGUUGCGCUACUACAAGAACCUAACAACCGUGACCGUGUGGUAGAGUGUCAAGUGCGAAUCGGCCUCGUGCCCACUGCGGUUAGAGUGUGCCAUCCGUCUGUGUGUUUGUGUGUGUGUGUGUGUGUGUGUGCGCGUCGAGGCGCGAGUGUCCUUCAGCGCCACGCUUCGGUGAUAAAUGUGUCGAAGUGUAAUUGCAUUCGAUAGACGGCUACACGCGGCUAAAGAUACAAAACCCGGAUCGAAUGCACCGGAGCCUACCUAAGCCACCACCGCACAGCACGAUCACCGUGGCCACUACCACCUGCUGCCUGCUGCUUUUGCCUAGCCUGAGCGUGGCACCCGUGCCGAGAAGGGGCUCGAUUUGAUUCGCCUCGUUCUAGCCUCCUAACUACUAGGUAGGACCGGACGUGCCUGUACUCGAUUGUACUCGAGACCCCAUUACCGAGACUGACAAAACUGGGCAACGAAAAGCCCGCGAAGUGCACGAGCUUGUUGCAUUCCCGUUGCUAGUGUCCAGCCGAGUGCAAUGGCUGACAAUCCGGCGUUCGUUACCAACGACGAUGAGGGUCCACGGGAGGAUCACCACCGGGCAGGUCAGCAUCAAAAUGGUACCGCACCUGCGCCACCAACAUUGACGUUGGAUGUGAAAGUGAAGCCGGAAAGCGAUCCGGCCCCAGCAUCGGCGGCUGCGGGAGAACGGCAGAAGUGGGACAAGGGAGUCGAGUUCCUGAUGUCCUGCAUUGCGCUCUCGGUCGGGCUGGGCAACGUGUGGAAGUUUCCGUCGACGGCAUUCCGGAAUGGUGGCGGUGCGUUCGUUAUCCCGUACCUGAUCGUGCUGCUGAUCGUCGGGCGUCCGAUCUACUACCUCGAGAUGGUGAUGGGCCAGUUCUCGAGCCGGGGCAGCGUCAAGGUGUAUGACGUUUCACCGAUCAUGCGAGGUAUUGGUAUCGCGCAGAUGGUGUCGAUUUGUGUUGUUAUCGUGUACUAUGCCGCCACGAUCGCCACAGCUAUCCGGUUCUUUAUCGCCUCCUGUGAAAGCCCACUGCCCUGGGCCAACUGUGAUGUCAGCUGGACCGGUCUCAACUGCGUCAACUCGUCCAGCUCGGGCCCAGCGCCGACGUUCAACAAUUCGCUUCCGGUGAAAACAUCCGCCGAGCUGUACUACACACACUCGGUAACCGGUGAAGGACUGCUGACCGAUGGUGAGUUCGGUGUACCCGACUGGAAGCUAACGCUCUGUCUGCUCUUCAUCUGGGUCGCCAUGACGAUCAUGAUGAUCAAGGGUAUCCGCGGAUCGGGCAAGGUGGCGUACUUUCUUGCCCUCUUCCCCUACUUCGUGCUGAUCUCGUUUGCCAUCUACGCCUUCACGCUCGAGGGUGCCGGCGAAGGGCUCAAGUACUUCAUUACACCCGACUGGGACGAGCUGCUGAAUGCGAACGUCUGGAAGGAGGCCGUGACGCAGUGUUUCUUCUCGCUGUCGAUCUGCUUCGGUGGUGUGAUCGCGUUCUCGUCCUACAACAACUUUAGCAACAACAUCUACCGCGAUGCCAUGAUCAUCUCGUGGUUAGACACGUUCACUUCGCUCCUGUCCGGGGCGCUAGUGUUCUCCAUCAUUGGCCACCUGGGCCACCUGACCAAUGAGACUGACUACACGAAGGUGGUCCGUCCGGGCAGUGGACUUACCUUCAUCACCUACCCGGACGCCCUGGCCAAGUUCGAGCACGUACCGAACCUGUUUGCGCUCCUGUUUUUCUUUAUGCUCCUUACACUGGGCGUUGGCAGCUGUACCGGGCUGAUUACCAGCGUGAUAACGGCCCUGCACGAUAGCGCACCGAGGCUGAAAUCGUGGAAAACGGUUGUCGCGAUCGGAGUGCUUGGAUUUGGACUUGGGCUACUGUUCGUGACACCGUCCGGUUCGAAGCUGCUCGACUACUUCGAUUACUAUGGCGUCCAGUUUGUGACACUUUCGUCCGCCAUCUUUGAGCUGUUUGCGUUCUGCUGGUUGUACGGUUUUAAGAAACUGUCGCGCGACAUUCAGUUCAUGUUGAAUCGCCGGACGGGCUUUCUGUGGCAAGCGUGCUGGCGCUUCAUCACACCGUUGCUGCUGGUCGUGGUGCUGGUGUUCGGAUUGGUCAAGAGUGAUCGACCCGAAGGAGUAGCCGAUGUGUAUCAUGUCCUCGGAUGGUGCAUGUAUGCGGGCAUCCUGUUGACGAUUCCACUGUGGGCCUGGUUUGAGAUCCGCAGGCGUCCCGAGUCCACGCUCAAGAAGCGCAUCAUCGCAGCCACGAAACCGCUGUCCGAUUGGGGCCCCGAGGAAUUGGAGAUCCGCAAAAAGUAUCUGGAGUUCUGCGACAACUAUGCGCCGCUCGAAUCCCGCUGGUCACGAGUCCGGAAGCUAGUGCGUAGAGGUGACAAAACGUACAACGUGGCCGUCUAGUGCUAUUUGGUAUUGCGGUACGAUCAGUAUUACGAGUAGCCGAUGGACGAAGUGAAAGAAAGUGAUCAUGACUACAACUAGACAUUGCCUCCUCACCGGAUCAAACCGGACACCGGUCCCCGGUCUGAUUGUGCAUACCUUUAAAUUACCUUCAACAGUGACGCCAGCGACUACGCGGUAAUACUAAGCAAUAGACUACGCGCCAUACGCGCGAUAAGGUCACUGAGCCGCAUGACGAGCUUUCCGCGGUAAACCGAACGGUGUUGCCAUUGUUCUGACCAUCGUUUCCCGCGGUCGGUGAUAAUGAUCGAAGAGAGUUGGAUCCAAAGCCGCAAUCGUUGAUUGUGUGAAGCGCGCUAGCGGGCUAGCGGAGAACCGCGAAAGCAAUAGGAAGUGACGAACACGAGACGAGCGCUUCCGAAUCGAUAUUGCGUGAUAUUUUUUAUUCUAAUUGUGACUAUUCAGUGCUCUUGUGUGCCACAGAACAGGCGGUCGUAGUUGAUACAUUUUAGAACGUUUUAAGAAGAUUGUAAUAAGUUUUAAUGUAUUGUAUGUAAUAAAUAUGACAUGUUUUA
Molecule: messenger RNA, 3323 nt
Organism: Anopheles darlingi
Lineage: Eukaryota; Metazoa; Arthropoda; Insecta; Diptera; Culicidae
Product: sodium-dependent nutrient amino acid transporter 1-like
Exons: 4
Coding region: 838-2748 (636 amino acids)
Biological process (GO): sodium ion transmembrane transport
Cellular component (GO): membrane
Molecular function (GO): L-amino acid transmembrane transporter activity
Source: RefSeq, a predicted model, not a curated record